GCCUAAUUAAGAAAAAGUUCAAUCCCAAUCGCCAGACGCCCGAACUUCACUUCACCACUUCGAUUUCUUAUGCAAGCACCAAUUUCACAACCAAAAGAAAAUCCUCUUGCAAUUACUCGCCAAUAUGACUAUCAAUUCGGAACCGCAGGCCUUACUGUCUCACCUUCAAAAUGCUGACGGUUCUGCUACUUUUUCAUUCGCCGGGUAUACCGUGGUUGGGGCUGUAAAUGGGCCGAUCGAAGUUCAGAGACGAGAUGAGCUCCCGGAGGAGGCGGCCGUUGAUGUGAUCGUACGACCAGCUGCAGGGGUUGGAGGCACUCGAGAAAGGCACUUGGAGUCAUUGAUUCAGUCGACCUUGCGCCAGAUCAUCCUCGUCAACAAUUUCCCGAGGACUUUGAUCCAGGUGAUUCUACAAGUUACGACUGCCCCCGAGAACGAAUAUGUGAAUGCCAAAGUAGCACAGGCUACCUCAAACUUACCUAUUCUACCCGCUCUGCUGCAGACGGCGGUACUCUCACUCCUCUCUGCUGCCCUUCCGUUGACGGCGACACUUACAUCGACUUCCUUGGCCGUUGUCGCUGAUGGACAAUCGAAGAAAGUCGUCUUGAACCCUUCGCCGCGAGAGAUUCAAACGUCGCAAUCGUUCCACGUCUUCUCGUUUACUUCGCACGAUGAAUUAAUACUCGCAGAGAGUGAAGGAAGCUUCACGAUGAAAGAAUGGGAUGACGCCUUUACCGUCGCUCAACGUCAAUGUUGCCCUCUGACCACUGCCGGUGAUGGAGAUGCUCUCAUGGAUGAUGAUAGCCUACCAGGCGCGAACCUAAAGCAGUUCGUACGAUCUACGUUGGAGGAGAAAAUAGCCUCGGAUCUGCAUUGGAAGUGAGCAAUACUAUCUCGUACUUUUGAAUUAACGCGGACUUUAUUUUGUGGAUAUGACUGGCCAGAAAAUACGGCAAACCAUACCGGAUUAGCGGUCAGUAAUACGCGUUCGUUGGUUCCAGUUCCGCUCAG
Daldinia caldariorum is the source of this 1011-nucleotide messenger RNA. RefSeq lists its product as uncharacterized. Gene Ontology annotation, cellular component: cytoplasmic exosome (RNase complex); nucleolus; nuclear exosome (RNase complex). Bases 125 to 883 code for a protein of 252 amino acids. The record is from RefSeq and is a predicted model, not a curated record. Gene Ontology annotation, biological process: U4 snRNA 3'-end processing; rRNA catabolic process; nuclear mRNA surveillance. Lineage: Eukaryota; Fungi; Ascomycota; Sordariomycetes; Xylariales; Hypoxylaceae. The transcript is spliced from 3 exons.